Rotaria sp. Silwood1 is the source of this 579-nucleotide messenger RNA. NCBI's taxonomy places the organism in Eukaryota, Metazoa, Rotifera, Eurotatoria, Philodinida, Philodinidae. The record is from the annotation of a GenBank genome assembly.
AUGUAUCUAAGGCCAACGAAUCGCACACUCACAUGGAAGCUUCACUACAAUCAUUCCUUAUAUGAUCCAACAAAAAUUCGUGAAGACAUUCAACAAGCAUUCGACGAUUGGGCUCGCUAUACUGAAUUAACUUUUCGUGAAUUACUGACUGAAGAUGAAAAGGCUGAUUUCAAUUUAGCAUUUGUAUCUGGUGAGCACUCAUAUGGUAUUCCAUUCGAUGAACUUGGCGGACAAAUAUCUCGUAGUUUUCCUCUCGAACAUCCUCAUGUUGGACAUAUUCAUUUUGAUGCAACUAAAAACUGGUCUCACACGUAUGAUGGUGUUGGUUACAACUUGCGUUUAGUUGCUGCACAUGAAAUAGGAUCUAGUCUUGGUCUUCCAGAUUCAAAUGAUCAAAAUUCAAUCAUGUCUUCACUUUAUCAACCGAUCCUAUCAAAUGAAAUGUUACUCAAAAAGGUUUCUAUAAGAAUUCUUUUUCUUCUCCUCUUCAAAUCUAAACUAGAACUUGAUCAAACUACCAAAAAUGCUCAACUUAGAUCACUCAACUCGUUUCUUUUUCAAGAAUCUUCGGUAACAUAA